This is a messenger RNA of Gadus macrocephalus (Pacific cod), 2625 nucleotides long. RefSeq names its product platelet-derived growth factor beta polypeptide a (gene pdgfba). Bases 1 to 1596 code for a protein of 531 amino acids. Gene Ontology annotation, biological process: platelet-derived growth factor receptor signaling pathway; positive regulation of cell migration; positive regulation of ERK1 and ERK2 cascade. The transcript is spliced from 7 exons. Gene Ontology annotation, cellular component: membrane. Gene Ontology annotation, molecular function: platelet-derived growth factor receptor binding; growth factor activity. The record is from RefSeq and is a predicted model, not a curated record. NCBI's taxonomy places the organism in Eukaryota, Metazoa, Chordata, Actinopteri, Gadiformes, Gadidae.
AUGGCUAUGGGCGACCCCCUACCCAGCUACCUGGUGGAGCUGGUGUGGAACAGCCCCAUCGCUUCCCUCGACGACCUCAGGCAUCUGUUUAGGCUAGAGGCCGGAGAACUCACAGAGGGGGAGGAAGAAGAGCAGGACACAUCUGACCAUCACCCUGGGAGAUUCACCAGGAGUCUGAAUGAGGCCCCGAAGGCGAUCAUAGCGGAGUGCAAGGUGCGGACGGAGGUGCAGGAAGUGACCCGGGCCAUGCACGACAUCAGCAACGCCCACUUCAUGCUGUGGCCGCCGUGUGUGGAGGUGCAGCGCUGCUCUGGCUGCUGCAACUCCCUGAUAAUGCACUGUGUCCCAACCAUCACGAGCACCAGAGACCUUGAGGUGGUAAAGAUCCAGUACCUGAACUCCAAGCCUCAGAUUGGGAAGGCCAUCGUCUCCGUGGAGGACCACCUGAGCUGCAGGUGCGAGCACCGGGCCCACCCCCGUGCCAUCCUGCCCCCCAGCCAGCCCCAGCCCCAGCCCCUGCCCCAGCCCUACCCCCAGCCCUACCCCCAGCCCCAUGCCACGCCCCCCAAGAGCUCCACCUCCAAGGCCGAGCUCCAUCGUCACGACGACCAGAAGCACAACCAGCAGCAGUUCCAGACGGCGGAGGAGCGUGAGCCCCCGGCCACCCGCCAGUGGCCCCAGGGGGGCUACACCCAGCUGGCCCGCUGGACCCCCGGCCCGGGGGACCACCACGCACCCCCGCUCUACACCCUGGCAGCAGGGGCCGCCGUCACGCGGCCCGUCACCGAAGGGGCCGGAGGCGGCCUGGUGUGGGCGGGGGCCCGAGCGUUGGGCCCCCAGGGCCCCAAGGACAUAGGGCCCCCUCCGGGCAGCGGCUCCGAGGGGGGGGCCCGGGAGGCUGCUGGAUCGCAGCAUCAGCAGCCCCUGGCACCCAGGCACCACAACCACCCCCCCCACCACCCCCACCGCCCCCAGUUCCCCCAGUACGGCCAGAGGCCUGAUGCCAGCACGCAGUACAGGCUCAACUCCUUCCAGGGGGACUCCGCCUCCACGCCGCCCAGCAGCGCCACGUGGCCGGCCAAUCACAGGCCAGAAUGGAACCCCACCCCCUCACCGGCCAGCACCAAUCAGAAGGAGCCGGCCUUACAGGUGGCCAGUGGGGAACACGUCAGGGUCGACAAUGACCGACAGACAGAGACUGGUGCGGCCAAUCAUAGUAAAGGAUCUGACAAGGAGGAAAGCGGGUCGACCAAUAGCGGGGAGGGUGUCGUGGUUCCAGCCAAUCGGCGACAGGAUAAGGACUCUGGAGUGACGGAUGGGGGGCCUGCUCUCAGCGAGGAGGAGAGGCGACAGAAGCUUCUUGAGAUUGUACAAAGAGAACCACACCCUCCUCACCCUCACCCCGCAGACCACCUUCCCCAGCACAGACCAAAGCCCACCGCGUCUAAAGCAGUGGUCUCCCUGGAGGGUCCGACCCGCCGGCCCCCGUCCACCGCCGCACGGACCCCCAGGAGGCCGGCCGCGCCCCGGCGCAGGAGGAAGCACCGCAACCGCAACCGCAUCAGCAAGAAGGCCAUGCGGGCCAUCAUCAUGUAGACGGAAGCCAAAGUGAAGCGACUGUGAGGAUGAGCCAAUAACAACUGGAACACUGGACUUUUGGGGGAUCCUUCUGCAGAAGGCUCUACAACUCUAGAAGAUGACACCAUUUUGGUUCAAACUGAACCUGCAACUGGAACUUUAACUUCUACUGAACUUUUAAUGUGCAAUCAUACUGACUCUUUGUGAACAGAGCAUACUUGUUAGAUUAUGAAUAAUAAUAAUAAGGAUAAUAAUAACACACUUGAGACUGGCCUAUACAUUAUAUGAACCAUGAAUCUAGCGAAUAGGUGCCCUGAUAGCCCCCCUUGUCCCUUACCUGGAAUCCUGAAUGCCUAUUGGACGGCCGGGUGGCUGAAUGUUCCCCCGCGUCGACGCACAGCCAUUGAUUGGCUGUGCCCGACUUGUUUGACUACUGAUGGGGCGCCGAAGGAACGAAGAGCUUCCUGGCUUUGUCGCUGGGAGUUAUCUUCAAACAGAGCUGCUGUAGCAACCCUACCGCUGAACCAGACACUGUUGUGUGGGAAAAAGAAACAAGAGAAAAAGAAAAAAGAACAAUUAGCCAAGAAGAAUUAGACACUGGGCGGCCUGCUGAAAACACACCGCCCCAACGCCAAAACAGUGGACUGCUAAACUCUUCCUUGUUCUAGAUCCAACCAUAACACUGGAGUAGCCAUACACUGAUCCUGUGCUGUUGACCUAUUUAACCCAAACCCAGUGUGUAAUCUCCAGGAGUACUGCCCCUGUGGAACGCUUGUGCAGCCAUUAACACCCGCCUGGUCCCGGUGACCGGGCCGCCAUAGUAAUGCCCCCCCCCCCACGUAGGGAAGAGCGCUUCGCAAAGUAAAACGACAAAAGAGUCUUUGUUUCUUAACUUAUUUUAAAACAAUGGAGGAUGCUGCAUCUUCCUCGUUCUUAAGUGUAAUUAUUGGUGCCGCAGUUUGUUUGUUUUAAUGAUUAUUGAUCACUGGUUGUACGCUGUUACUGUCAUGAAUGUUAUUUUUAAUAUAAAGACCAAACGGUAAAGUA